UUUGAUUAAGUACUUACACUAGACGCAUGAGAUGAUUCUAUUAAUGUGUCACUCCGAUUAAAACAAUUUAAACCAAAUUCAGUAGUUACAUCACUUUUGAGUAACAUGCACUGUGGCAUAAAUUUUGUUGACCAUGUUGAAAUAUUUUGGUCACAACAUCGUAUACUUGGUAUUAAUUUUCAAUGUAUGCCAAUGUAACGAAAAUGUAUGUGAUCGACGUCCAUUGGGAACUAAAACCGAACCGUUACCUCCGGAUAACAGAUUCAAAAUCGAAAUAGUCGGUAUUGGCAAUAACAUGCAGUAUAUACCCUUACGACAAUAUCGAGUUCGCCUGUCCGCAACGGGUGAGGGGUCGACAUUUAUUGCUUUUACAAUAGCUGCUCGUGAAGACACCAAAUAUAAUGACAAAAAUCCUAGGAAACCAAUACUGCUAGACCCAGGGUUCAUUAAAGUCUCGCCAGAUUUUCCUUCGAUACCGAGCCCUAAUUGCAAGAAUUCAGUCAUACAAUCGGAUAUUACACCCAAAAAAUUCGUGGAGGUAUUAUGGCUAGCACCCCCCAAAGACAAUAAAUGUGUAACGAUAUAUGCAGUUUUGGCGGUAAAACCAGAUGUAUGGUACAAUUUUGAAGGGCCGCUAUCCAAACUUGUUUGUGAAGAUCGUCGUAAUGUGGAGGACAUGCAACCGCCAGAAAACGAUGAUUGUCGUAUUUGCGAAGAUGCUAAAUAUUUGCUUACAUUUGAUGGAAUUUGGUCCUACAAUACACACCCGCAAAUGUUUCCAAACACAAAAGAGCUAGCUCGAUUCAGUGAUGUCGUCGGUGCGGCCCACAAUAAAAAUUAUAAUAUUUUUAAUUCCAACUCCGUGGCCAGUCACGGGCUCAAGAUGUUAGCUGAACAGGGCAAUACGACUAAAUUGGAGAUGGAGAUUCUAGCUCAGCUAGGAUCAUCAGUUCGCUCGCUAAUAAAGGCGUCUGGACAGCCCAAACCCAAUAUGGCCACAACAACGACAUUCAGGGUAUCCAAAGAGUAUCACCUCGUGUCGCUGGUGACAGCCAUAUUACCGUCACCUGAUUGGUUCCUUGGCGUUUCUAAUAUGGAGAUGUGCGAUGCGGCAACUGGUGUCUGGGCACCGAACUUGACGUUGAAUAUUUAUCCGUUGGAUGCCGGUACGGAUAGCGGUGCAACGUUUGAGGCAUCGAACGACGAUACUAUGCCACCGCAACAGGUUGCCUCUGCGCCGAUUAAUAAGGAAGUCCCAAAGGAACAAAUGAAGCCUUUUGCGAAACUGAGAUUUGAGUUAAUAAGAACAUACUUGACAUCAGAAUGUGAAAUUGAAACUUCUUCAGCUCCGGAUACAAGACAAGUUCUAGACAAAGGUUCUAGUGAAAACAGUUAUAUUCCUGAGACAUCUCCUGAACCAGAACAACCAAUACUUCCGAUAGAUCCGGAUUCUUCACCGGACUGUCCCAUCACGGAAUGGGAAGAAUGGUUGCCCUGUGAAGGCGAGUGCGAGGGCGGUAAAUUGCAAGGCUUUCAAAGCCGCUUUCGGUAUCAUAUUGUUGAUGAGGUUCCCGUCGGAAAAUAUAGUGAAAACAGCGCUUCAUUCGCUGAUAAAGAAGUGUCACCAUAUUGUUUAGAGAAUUACGACGACAGUGAGAUACAAGAAUGUGAAGAUACAUGUGAUGAAGAUGAGGAAGAAAAUGCUUAAUAUUCAUCGGCAAAUAAAAACAAUGACCUAAAGAAAGAUAUUAAAAAAUGGGCCCAAUAUUCCAUUUACAUAAAUAAAAAUGCAUUUGAUUA
This is a messenger RNA of Colias croceus (clouded yellow), 1800 nucleotides long. RefSeq names its product spondin-1-like. Bases 134 to 1708 code for a protein of 524 amino acids. NCBI's taxonomy places the organism in Eukaryota, Metazoa, Arthropoda, Insecta, Lepidoptera, Pieridae. Gene Ontology annotation, biological process: cell adhesion. The record is from RefSeq and is a predicted model, not a curated record. Gene Ontology annotation, cellular component: extracellular matrix. The transcript has 10 exons.